CGUUUGCACGCUUUUUUUAUUAUCUAUCAAAUGGCUGAGAAUGUGGCAUUGGACCGAUCAAUAUAACGAUAGAGUUUGCCCUAACAAAAGUUUGUUCAUCUAUUUAAUCUCUCCCUAUUUGAUCUUGCAUCAACCCUAGUCUUCAAUCAUCAUUUUGUGCCAAACAGAAUAGAAAUAGACAUCAAGAAAAAAAGAAAAGAAAAGAAAAGAAAAGAAAAUGGUCUUCUGCACUCGUGCAAGGAAAUCUCUGAAGUCAGUUUCCUUCUCCGGGCAUCCAACUUUCAAAUUUCAGUUUGUCUCUUUGUCUUCUCCUUGGAUUCAUCCUUCGCCAUGACCGCCGAGUUCCAUCCUAGGGUUUUUACCCUUGUACCUUUCGAGGGUUUUUGUCCCGACGGAGUUUCCUUGUUCAUCUCAUUGUUGGAUUACUGAGAAGUGAGCCAGUUUUGGGAGUUUGGGUGCGGAAGAAGAAGGGGGAAGAGUAAGGGGGACGUGAAGAUGAUCACGGAGAAGCCAAGCUGGGUUAGGCAUGAGGGUAUGCAAAUCUUCUCGAUUGACAUCCAGGUGGGUAGUCUCCGGUUCGCAACUGGCGGGGGAGACCACAAGGUCCGGAUAUGGAAUAUGAAAUCAGUGGGCAGGGAUGGCGACAGUGACCAAUCACAGAGACUGCUAGCGACUCUUUGGGAUCACUUUGGAUCAGUCAAUUGCGUUAGGUGGGCUAAGCAUGGCUGCUUUCUCGCAUCCGGGUCUGAUGAUCAAGUGAUUCUUGUAUAUGAGAGAAAACCUGGGUCAGGUACAACAGAAUUCGGUAGUGGACAACCACCAGAUGUGGAGAAUUGGAAAGUAGCAAUGACGUUAAGGGGUCAUACUGCUGAUGUGGUUGAUCUUAAUUGGUCACCAGAUGAUUUAACAUUGGCCAGUGGCAGUUUGGAUAACACCAUUCAUAUCUGGAAUAUGACCAAUGGCAUCUGCACUGCAGUUUUGCGGGGCCAUUCUAGCUUAGUCAAAGGGGUUUCAUGGGAUCCUAUUGGAACGUUUAUAGCCAGCCAAUCUGAUGACAAGACUGUCAUUAUCUGGCGCACAAGUGAUUGGAGUCUUGCUCACAAGACUGAUGGGCAUUGGGCAAAAUCACUUGGUUCAACGUUUUUUAGAAGGCUUGGGUGGUCCCCAUGUGGCCAUUUUAUAACUACCACUCAUGGCUUUCAGAAACCGAGACACUCAGCCCCAGUGCUUGAAAGAGGAGAAUGGUCUGCUACUUUUGACUUUCUAGGUCACAAUGCACCAAUUAUUGUAGUGAAAUUCAACCAUUAUAUGUUCCGGAAACAUUUUUCAAAUGUACAGGAAGUUAAGGUUGCAUCCACUGGGUGGACAAAUGGGACUUCUAAAAAUACAGGAAAGGAGCAUCAACCUUACAAUGUGAUUGCCAUUGGAAGCCAAGACCGAACAAUAACUGUUUGGACUACUGCUAGUGCUCGUCCGCUGUUUGUUGCCAAGCAUUUUUUCACACAAAGUGUGGUUGACCUUUCAUGGAGCUCGGAUGGAUAUGCGCUCUUUGCGUGUUCCUUAGAUGGCUCUGUGGCUACUUUCCAUUUCGAAGUGAAGGAACUUGGACAAAGACUAACUGAUGCUGAAUUGGAUGAGUUAAAGAGAAGCCGAUAUGGUGAUGCCAGAGGAAGGCAAGCUACUGUAGCUGAAAGCCCUGCUCAAUUGCUGCUAGAAGCAGUUGCUGCUAAGCAAUCAGCUAGCAAAAAAGGACCCUCUGUUUUUCAACAAAGUCAAUCAAUUAAGACUUCUACAGAUCCUGUGAAUCAAAUCAUUAACCAGCCAAUGACAAAGGCCCCUGAAAUGCUUGCUGAUGAUGCUAAAAAAAUUGCAAUGUCUGCCAAUGACUCUUUGAAUAAAGCAUCAGCUGGUCGGAUAUCCAGUCCUGUUAAGCAGAGAGAAUACAGACGUCCUGAUGGACGGAAAAGAAUAAUUCCAGAAGCCUUGGGUGUUUCUUCACAUCAGGAAAACAUUUCUGGCACUGUCCAAGUUGCUGACUUCCCUUCCUUGACAUCAGAACAUCAGAAGGAUCACUGCCGACAGAUACCUGCUGACAAUGGAGUUAAAGAAGUUUCAUUCAAGAAACCAUUCAACGCCAACACUGAUGUGACUGAUGGCACUGUGAAGUGCAACAACAUUGGAUCUAAGGAACGUUCUGGUAUCACUGCGAGGGCAAAUAUUCAUGAAAGUUUAGUUAUUGAGAAGGUACCAGCCUUGGCUAACACAGAUGGUAGAAUGCAUGUCGAACCUUCAGGACAUCUGGGCAUGCCAGGUUCCCUUGCUUCAUGUAGUGCUCUUUCUAUUCGAGUCUUCAAUAAGAAAGAUGAUGAUGAUAGCUUGCCUAUAUGCUUGGAAGCCAAAGCUGUAGAACGAUCUAUGAAUGACAUGAUAGGUGUGGGCAAUGCAUUUUUGACUAAGGAAACUGAGAUUACUUGUACAAGGGGCACUCUAAUUCUUUGGUCUGACCGCAUAUGUGGCAAAGUUACUGUCUUGGCUGGAAAUGCUAAUUUUUGGGCAGUUGGUUGUGAAGAUGGCUCUUUACAGGUCUAUACAAAAUGUGGAAGGCGCUCCAUGCCUGCCAUGAUGAUGGGAUCUGCAGCAGUUUUUAUAGACUGUAGCGAGUACUGGGAACUGCUUCUAGUCACAAAGAGGGGAUUAAUGUAUGUUUGGGAUCUUUUUAACAGAUCAUGUAUUCUUCAUGACUCUUUAGCUUCUCUGGUUUCUUCAAGGGAGGAGACUCCAUUAAAAGAUGCUGGUACAAUCAGAGUUAUAUCUGCAAGGUUUUCAAAAUCUGGGUCACCCCUUGUUGUUCUUGCAUCUCGUCAUGCAUUUCUUUUUGAUAUGGGCAUGAAGUGUUGGCUGAGGAUAGCCGAUGACUGCUUUCCUGCUUCAAAUUUUGCAAGCUCUUUUAGCUUGAGUUCUAUUCAUAGUGGUGAACUCGGUAAUUUGCAAGUUGAUGUUGGAAAAUUUAUCUCACGAAAACCAACUUGGACUAGGGUGACGGAUGAUGGGGUGCAAACACGUGCUCAUUUGGAAACCCAGCUUGCAUCUGCACUGGCUUUGAAGUCACCUAACGAAUACCGUCAAUGCCUUCUUGCUUAUGUAAGGUUUCUAGCAAGGGAAGCAGAUGAAUCCCGCUUGCGUGAAGUUUGUGAGAGCUUUCUUGGCCCUCCAACAGGCAUGGUUGAAGCUGCAUCCUCUGAUACAAAGACAUGGGAUCCUAGUGUUCUAGGAAUGAAGAAGCAAAAACUUCUUAGGGAAGACAUCCUUCCAGCCAUGGCAUCAAAUCGAAAAGUCCAGCGGCUGCUAAAUGAGUUCAUGGAUCUCUUAUCUGAAUAUGACGCCGUUGAAGCUAACUCUGACCAAAUGGAAUUCGUAACAACAACAAAGGAUGCCAAACUCUAGAGUAUUGCUUAGGUUUCAAAUCAACCUUGUUCAACAAUCAGCAAGCUUUUAGUUUUUAUGUAGGAUAUGCAUAGCAAUAUAGAGGAAGCCAGUUAUUUUUCCCCCUCCUGACACUAGAAUGCCAUCCUUGCUCCUCAACACAAAAUGAGAUUUCUCAUAACACCUUAAUCUUCAUGUAACAGUUGAUUUUCCAAAGACAAGAUUUUUUUUUUCUUUUUUUGGUAUGAAUAGGAAAAAUCUGUAGAAAUAGUUUCAAUUAAAACCUAACCUUGUCAUGCUUUUUGUCAAUCUAUAUUAAUUUGAUCCGCUGUAUUUAUGACUGUAAUGAUUGAAGAGGAAAAUGCAUUUGUUUUGUUAUGUGGUAGACCUGCAAAUUGUGCAGCUGAAAAUGUUGUAAAUUUUAACGUUGUCUUAUGCUAUUAGAUGUACUUCGAACUUGCCUGAA
Messenger RNA from Dendrobium catenatum, 3889 nucleotides. Its product is annotated as protein HIRA. The record is from RefSeq and is a predicted model, not a curated record. Gene Ontology annotation, cellular component: nucleus; HIR complex. Gene Ontology annotation, molecular function: protein binding; nucleosome binding. The coding region runs from base 496 to 3444 and encodes 982 amino acids. The transcript has 10 exons. Gene Ontology annotation, biological process: chromatin remodeling; DNA-templated transcription; regulation of DNA-templated transcription. NCBI's taxonomy places the organism in Eukaryota, Viridiplantae, Streptophyta, Magnoliopsida, Asparagales, Orchidaceae.